AUGAACCAAGAUUUAAUUUGCAAAAAAAUAAACAAUCUGAGAAUCGGUGCCGAACCAUCUUUAAGAAACAACUCUUCGAGGAUUGAGCGAAUAUUAAAUGAUGGCUUGCCCUUAUUUUCAGAUGAGGUAGGCAGUUUCACAUCAAAUGCAGAAAAGUUUUACAUUUCAACAUCUAAUAGAGAAAUAGAAAAUAUGAAAAUAGAGGUGAGGAAUUACUUAAAUAAUGAAAAAUGGGAUUUAAUAAACAAACAAUAUGUUAAUGUAUUAAAGAAUUUAGAUAGUCUAACAAAUAUAAUUUUUUGCAUACAAAAAAAUUAUUCUGAUAAUAUACAAUAUAUUAAUAUUUCACAAUCAUAUAGCAUGGCUUCAACUAGUGAGACUCUAAAUGCAAGAUCAUUUCGAAUAAACGAGGCAUCAAAAAACGAAUUACUAAUUUCAAUAUAUAAAAGGUUAUGUAUGCUAAAACCUUUUAUUGAAAAAAUAAACAAUGAAAUUCUAAGAAUACCAGACCGUAUUAUUACUCACAAAGGUGCGUUAAGUACAUUAAAUGAGUUAUUACCUAUUUGGAAAAUUACUAUGUAUUCACAGACCAAUAGUGAAACCCAAUGCUUCUAUAGUCACGAAAAUAUAUUGUCAAGCGUAGUAUGUCUGCAAUUACCUCUAAAAAAUAUAUUCAAGCAAAAGGAAAGUUUUACAUCAAGACCUAUGGCACGGAUCGAUCAUGAUAAUUUAUUUAGUGAUGUUUUAGUCAAUUUAUUUUUCAAUAAUAAGAAUGAGUUUAUUUCUUAUAAUGGAAAAUGCAAUCUUCAUGUUUCAAUAAAACUUCCAGAAUUUACUUCUUAUUUAAUAAAUAAUAAUUAUCAACUUUAUGUUAAAAUCAUUCCAAAUAGAUCACCAGCUAAAAAUAACACUUACAGUACAACACCAAAAGUUGAUUUCCCAAUUUGCAUAAAAAGCACACUAGCUAAACAAAUACAUUCAAUUCUUCAUAAAAUUCACUGGACACUAAUUGACAGGUCAAUUUUUCAUACUUUAAUGCAACAAAUUGCCAAUAUACAAAGGGAUAAUCCAGAAAUGAUUUUUAUUAAGGAGCUUAGUAGUGAAAACAUUACAUUUUCAAUUAAUGAAACAAGUCUAUCUAACGAUGCUAAUUAUUACAAUUUUGGCCUGGAACUAAAAAGUAUAUCUAUUAGUUUCAAACCUAUUAAUAAUAAAGAGGAUUGCUUCUUGAGUAGCAAUGAGCUGAAUGCAUUGAAAUUACUAAGAGAGUCAUUUUUAGAAAUUUGGAAACACUCAAUUGAAUUAAAUUUAGAUACUCCGCUUGAAAACCCAAUGUGUGGUGUUAAGUUAUGUAAAUAUUCUAAUAAAUUACUUGAAAGGUGGAUUUAUAAACUCGCAAAAAAAUGCAAAAAAUAUUAG
Messenger RNA from Cryptosporidium ubiquitum, 1419 nucleotides. RefSeq lists its product as uncharacterized. NCBI's taxonomy places the organism in Eukaryota, Apicomplexa, Conoidasida, Eucoccidiorida, Cryptosporidiidae. The transcript has a single exon. Bases 1 to 1419 code for a protein of 472 amino acids. The record is from RefSeq and is a predicted model, not a curated record.